AUGAAGGCGCUUGUACUAGCUCUCACCGUGGCCCUUGUGGCUGGUAACCAGGUGAGCUAUGCCCCAGAGUUUGUUCCUGGAAAGACCUAUGAAUACAAAUAUGAAGCGUAUCUUCUGGGGGGCCUGCCUGAGGAGGGCCUGGCACGGGCUGGGGUGAAAAUCGAAAGCAAAGUUUGGAUUGGUACAGCGACCCCAGACAGCUACAUUCUGAAGCUUGUAGACCCCAUGCUUUAUGAAUACAGUGGCAUCUGGCCCACAGAGGUUUACCACCCCGCCGCCAAGCUCACUUCAGCCCUAUCUGCUCAGCUCUUGACACCCAUCAAGUUCGAGUAUGCCAACGGUGUGGUUGGUAAAGUGUACGCACCCGAAGGUGUCUCUACAACUGUGCUGAACAUCUACAGGGGAAUCCUCAACGUCCUUCAGAUGAACAUCAAGAAGACACAAAAUGUGUAUGAACUGCAAGAGUCUGGACUCCAGGGUGUGUGCAAGACCCACUAUGUCAUUACUGAGGAUUCGAAGGCUGACCGCAUCCAUUUGACCAAGACCAGGGACCUGAACCACUGCCCCGAUAGGGUUUAUUUGGACUUCGGCUUGGCAGGGUAUAUUGACAAAUGUGUUGAGUGUCAGUCUCGGGCACAAUAUUUAAAGGGAGCAUCUGCUGUAUCCUACAUCUUGAAGCCUUCAGCCUCUGGUUCCUUAAUUUUGGAAGCAACCUCAUCAGAGCUCAUCCAGUUCUCACCGUUCAACAUUGUGAAUGGUGCUGCCCAGACAGAGACCAAGCAGACCUUGAAAUUUCUGGACAUAAAGAUGACCCCAAUAGAGCCCAUCAAAGCUAACUACCUUCCCCGCGGAUCACUGAAGUACGAGAUAGGCACUGAGCUCCUCCAGACACCAAUUCAGCUUCUGAGGAUCAGUAAUGUUGAGGCUCAGAGCGUUGAGUCUUUGAAAAACCUGGUAGACUCCAAUUUGGGCAAGGCCGAUGAGGAAUCCCCUCUGAAAUUUAUUGAGUUCAUCCAUCUGCUGCGUGUGGCCAAAUAUGAGACUAUUGAAGCCCUCUGGAGCCAGUUCAAAGCCAGAAAUGAUUACAGGCAUUGGUUGCUGAGUUCUAUCCCGGCCAUUGGUAACCAUGUGGCUCUUAAAUUUAUCAAGGAGAAAUUCAUUGCUGAUGAUUUGACUUAUUUUGAAGCAGCUCAAGCUUUGAUCCCAUCCAUACUGUGGGUGGCACCCGACGUGGAGGCCAUCAAGCUUUUGGAGGGCUUGGCUAUGACCCCGAAAGUACAAGAAAGUCCAUUUUUGCAUGAGAUUGCCAUGCUGGGCUUUGGCAGCAUGAUUGACAAAUACUGUGCUGCGCACCCUUCAUGUCCUGCUGAGCUUGUCAGGCCUGUCCAUGAGCUCAUGGUCAGGGCACUUGAAAAACGUGACCACGAUGAGGUCAUUCUUGCACUCAAAGUUCUGGGUAAUGCUGGACAUCCCAGCAGCCUGAAGCCAAUCAUGAAGCUUCUGCCUGGCUUUGGCAACACUGCUUCCAAUCUUCCACACAAAGUUCACAUUGAUGCUGUUCUGGCACUGAGAAAAAUUUCAAAGAGGGAACCCAAGAUGAUUCAGGACACAGUUGUUCAGGUCUUCAUGGACAAGCAUCUCGACCCAGAGCUCCGUAUGGUUGCUGCCAUUGUGCUCUUCGAGACCAAACUGCCCAUGGGUCUUGUGACUACUCUUGCUCAGAGCCUCUUGAAAGAAGCAAACUUGCAGGUUGCCAGUUUUGUCUACUCUUAUAUGAAGGCCCUUGCCAAGACCACCACCCCAGACCAUUCCUCUGUUGCUGCUGCCUGCAGCGUUGCAAUGAGAAUCCUCAGCCCCCGAUUCGACAGACUGAGCUACCGCUUCAGCAGAGCUUUUCAUUAUGAUGCUUAUUACAAUCCAUGGAUGCUGGGUGCCGCUGCCAGUGCCUACUACAUCAAUGAUGUUGCAACCGUACUGCCAAGAACCAUUAUGACAAAAGCUCGCACCUACUUUUCUGGAACACAUGCUGAUGUUUUUGAGUUUGGAGCGAGAACUGAGGGAUUGCAAGAAGCCCUUUUGAAAACCCGUGAUGUUCCAGAGAGUGCAGACAGGAUCACCAAGAUGAAACAAGCUAUCAAGGCUCUGACUGAGUGGAGGGCCAAUCCUUCAAGGCAGCCCCUGGGCUCUCUAUAUGUGAAGGUUUUAGGACAAGAAGUUGCAUUUGUAAACAUUGACAAAGCAAUGGUUGAACAGCUUAUCCAGCUUACAAAUGUAUUGGAAAUUCGCACACGUGGCAAAAAGGUCUUGGAUGCUCUGCUGUCUGGUUACACACUGAAAUAUUCUAUGCCGAUGCUGGCCGCUGAGAUUCGUCGCAUCUUCCCCACAUCUCUUGGUUUACCCAUGGAGUACAGUCUCUGCACCGCUGCUGUGGCUGCUGCAUCUAUUGAAGUAAAAGCCACGGUGUCGCCACCUCUGCCUGAGGACUUCAAUCCUGCACAGCUUCUUAAGUCCGACAUGUCUUUGAAGUCUGCAAUUACUCCAAGUGUUUCCAUGCACACAUAUGCAGUUAUGGGUGUGAACACUGCUUUCCUCCAGGCUACUAUGGUGACAAAAGUUAAAGUUCACACGAUUGUUCCUGAGAAGAUGGAGGCAAGACUUGAUAUGAAUAAUGGCUACUUCAACCUCCAGCUCCUGCCUGUUGAGAGAGUUAACCCAAUUGCAUCUGCACUUGUGGAAACCGUUGCGGUUGCGAGAAAUGUGGAAGACCUUGCAGCUGCCAAAAUCACACCGAUUCUCCCAGUUGAGACUUUAACAAGGAUGAAUGUCACCUCUACAUCUUCAUGGAUGUCGUCCUCUCUGGAUGAUAUGAUGCCUGAAUCAUCUGAAAGUCUUCCUGUUAACAUGAAAUGGUCAAAAAUGAGCAAAUUAAAAGUCCCCAGAGCUUUUUGGAGGAAACUGUGUGUUGCAACCCAAACAUUUGGAAUCAAGGCUUGUGCUGAGAUUGAAUCCAGCAAUGCCACCUUCCUCAAAAACACCCCCCUGUACGCCAUAAUGGGAAAACAUGCUGUUAACAUUACAGUUUCUCCAGCUGCUGGGCCAGCUAUCGAAAGAAUUGAAAUUGAGGUUCAGGUUGGAGAAAAAGCAGCUGAUAAGCUCAUUAAGGUAAUUAACCUUAGUGAGGAAGAGGAGCCUCUUGAGGACAAAAAUGUCUUGAUGAAACUGAAGAAGAUUCUGGAUCCUGGUCUGAAGAACAGCACAUCCGUUUCAUCUAGCUCAAGCAGCUCUCGGUCCACCAGCUCUCGCUCCAGCAGCUCUCGUUCAAGUUCCUCUUCCUCCAAGAGUUCUUCCAGCUCCUCCUCUCACCGCAGGAGUAUGAUGAUUGAUCUUAUGGAACUCAUGGAUAUAAAAUCAAAGAAAUCAUCCAGCAGCUCAUCCAGCAGAUCCUCCAGCAACUCCUCCAGAAGGAGUUCAAGUCGCCGCUCAAGAAGCUCAUCCAGCAGUGCUUCCAGCAGCCGUUCAUCUCCCCAGUCCAGCAGUGGGACUCCCAGCUCUAGUGCCUCCAGUUCCAGCUCCAUGUCUAAGCAAGAAUUGUUUGAAAUGAACUUCACCAGGCACCACAUUCACCAGCAUUCCGUCUCUGCAGAACGUACUAGCAGCAAGAGCAGUGCCCAGAGCUUUGAAGCUAUUUAUAAUAAGGCCAAAUACCUCUCCAGCACUGUCAAGCCAGUGGUCACCAUUCUCAUCCGUGCUGUCAGAGUCGACCACAAGAACCAGGGUUAUCAGAUCGCAGCAUACUAUGACAAAGAAAAUGCCAGAGUCCAGGUUAUUGUCGCCAACCUCACUGAAAAUGACAACUGGAGAAUCUGUGCCGAUGGUGUCAUGCUGAGCCACCACAAGCUAAUGGGCAGGUUUACUUGGGGCAUCGAAUGCAAGCAGUACAACACUACAAUCACAGCUGAGACUGGCCAUGUUGCUACAAAGCCUGCACUCCGUGUGAAGCUGGCCUGGGCUAGACUCCCUGAGGGCGUGACGCGAUAUGCAAAAUGGGGUUCUGAGUACCUUUCUCGUGUUGCUGUGUGGUAUGGAGUAAAUCAAACAAGAGUUUCCAAUGUAGCUAAAGAGAUCAAACUGACUGUAGCUGUUGCCAAUGAAACAAGCUUGAAUGUUACGCUGAAGACACCAAAGAGCACCUUUUACAAACUGGGAGUCAGUCUGCCUGUUUACCUGCCAAUCAGAGACACUGCUAUUGAACUGGAAUCAUUACCUACCUGGAGAAACAAGAUCACCUACAUGGUCACCAAGGCACAUGCAGCUGAGUGCAAUGUGCUUAAAGACACAGUGGUCACAUUCAACAACAGAACGUACAAGACUGAGAUGCCAAUCUCUUGUUACCAAGUCUUGGCUCAAGAUUGCACAUCAGAACUCAAAUUCUUAGUUCUGCUGAGGAGGGACCAGACACACGAAAGGAAUGAGAUAAAUAUCAAGAUUCACAACAUUGACGUUGACAUAUAUCCCAAGGACAAUGCCAUCAUUGUGAAGGUUAAUGGAGUAGAAAUCCCUGCCAACAACCUGCCAUAUCAGCAUCCAGAAGGCAGCAUAACAAUAAGAAAGACAGAUGACGGCAUCUCUCUCAUUGCUCCUAGCCAUGGCCUUCAGGAGGUCUUCUACAGCUUCAGUGAAGUGAAGGUUAAAGUUGUAGACUGGAUGAGAGGUCAGACUUGUGGACUGUGUGGAAAGGCCGAUGGUGAAGUCAGACAGGAGUACCACACACCCAACAACCGGGUGGCCAAGAACGCAACCAGCUUCUCUCAUUCCUGGGUUCUACCAGGAAAGAGCUGUCGUGAUGCUUCUGAGUGCCUCAUGCAGCUGGAGUCUGUGAAAUGGGAAAAACAGGCCAACCUGGAUGGUGAGCAGGCCAAAUGCUACUCAGUUGAACCUGUGCUGCGCUGUCUGCCUGGCUGCAUGCCAGUGAGAACCACCUUCGUCACUGUUGGUUACCACUGCGUGCCUAUUGAGUCAAACAUGAAUCGUCCUGAUGCUCUCAACAACAUCUACGAGAAGAGCAUUGACCUGAUGGAGAAGGCUGAAGCCCAUCUGGCCUGUCGUUGCACACCUCAGUGUGCUUAA
This is a messenger RNA of Nematolebias whitei (Rio pearlfish), 5127 nucleotides long. It is a transcript of the gene vtg2, whose product is annotated as vitellogenin 2. NCBI's taxonomy places the organism in Eukaryota, Metazoa, Chordata, Actinopteri, Cyprinodontiformes, Rivulidae. Gene Ontology annotation, biological process: lipid transport. The transcript is spliced from 34 exons. The record is from RefSeq and is a predicted model, not a curated record. The coding region runs from base 1 to 5127 and encodes 1708 amino acids. Gene Ontology annotation, molecular function: lipid carrier activity.